Messenger RNA from Oldenlandia corymbosa var. corymbosa, 2079 nucleotides. The record is from the annotation of a GenBank genome assembly. NCBI's taxonomy places the organism in Eukaryota, Viridiplantae, Streptophyta, Magnoliopsida, Gentianales, Rubiaceae.
AAAAAAAAUGUCGUACUGAAAAAUGGAAAUAAAUCACAUACCCGCUGUAAAUACAAUUAUUUGCAUAUUUUAAAAAAAUAAAAAGAAUAAAGAAGGAAAAGACAGGGGCCGAUUAACUAACGAAAAAAAUUAAAGUAAAAAGAUCUGGAAUGAUUCAAGAACCUGAAAAAGAAUGAAGACAUGAUGACAUAAAUUAAAUUCCCCCAAAGAAGGAAGAGAAGAAAGGGUGAGAGAUCACGGAAAAAGUUCUCAUUUGUAAGGCCAGGACAGCGUUGAAUUUCUUCUGCUUCUCCGAAAGGCAAGCAACAAACUUAAAAAGGCAUGUGUUUUUCUUCUUACCUUCCACCCCGCUAUAAGGUUAUUUUUUUUCCCCCAGUAUCGUUAAUUGAAGGCUCUACCCAAUUCUUUUAGUAUGUUCCUGUGAGCUUGUCUUGAAUUGGAUGAUUAAACCUCAGAUUGUUUAUAAUUUUUUUGUAUUGCCCAGUUCUCGUGGUUGACUUAUAUCUGCAUAAGUGGUUUUAGCAUUUCCUAACUGUAUGUCUGGUUGCUUCUGUUUGUAUUACAAGUUACUUUUCCCCUUUUGAUUUUGAGUUUUUUGAUUGGGUGAACUUGUGGUUAUUCAACAGGAUGGUUUGAGGGUUGGUGGGGAUUGGUUGAAAGUUGGAACUUGACACCUCUUUUUUGUAAAAGUCCUUUAAAAAUAAUUGUUUCUUGUUAGUGUACCAUAGUAAAUUUAGAAACUGUAAGAACAUAGGAAGAUAUCUCCGAGGUUGAGUUGGAUGUUUUCUGAAUUGGGUUUUCAUUUUAUUGAUUUGCAGUAAGUUAUAAUCAGCUAUUCGGAUAGGUUUGCUGCUGGGAGUGACCUAUAUAUUUUCCUGUGCAGUAUAUUAAACUGCUGAUUAUCCAGUCAUAGAUGUGGCCUUUGUAUGUUCUAGUCAACAAAUUGUUGAAACUGGAAGAAGUAGAUAAUGAAGAACCUGCCCGGGGUAAUUUCAAUUUAGUUGAAUCUUACCUGUUCAGUCUUCUUUUAAGCAAAGAGAAGUGGGAUAGUGAGACUGAGACCACAGCCCGAUCUUUUGAAGUGCCGCACAUCAACCAGCAGCAUGCUUGGGAUUGUGGUCUUGCUUGUGUUUUGAUGGUGCUGAGAACUCUUGGCAUCCACAGUGGAGAUAUCCAGGAACUGGAAGAGCUCUGCUGUACGACAAGUAUUUGGACGGUUGAUUUGGCAUAUCUGUUGCAGAGGUUUUCAGUUAAGUUUUCCUACUUUACUGUGACCUUAGGAGCAAACCCAAAUUUUUCGGUGGAGACUUUUUACAAGGACCAGCUACCGAAUGAUGUACUGCGUGUUGAUAUGUUGUUUAAGAAAGCACGUGAUACUGGAAUAAAUAUAGAGUGCAGAUCGUUUAAUGGAGAAGAACUCUCUUCUCUAAUCUUGUCUGGGAAAUAUAUUGCGAUUGCUCUAGUUGAUCAAUACAUAUUAAGUCGAUCUUGGCUAGAGGAUGUAUGUAUCUCGAGUAUUUAUAGGGACAACCCAGGCUAUACUGGUCAUUACAUUAUAAUCUGCGGCUAUGACUGCUCCACUAAUGAAUUUGAAAUUCGGGAUCCUGCAAGCUCAAGGAAACAUGAGAGGAUCCCUUUGCGACGUUUGCAAGAGGCCCGGAAAGCCUUUGGUACAGAUGAGGAUCUUCUAGUGAUAUCCUUGGAGAAAAUUGGGAAUCAGACCAGUCCAUUGCUGUCUCUAUUCCCUUGAACAAGUUUGCUCAGGCACUCGUUCCUGGAUCGGGUGACAUUUCUUGCUAAUUUUUUUUUGUGUAUAUCUGUACAUUGCCCCAUAUAUCUGUAAAUUAUAAUAAACCCUUGUAAGUUGUAAGCCCUCUCUAUGUAAUCCCCUUUUCAUCCAGAAUAUGAUAAUGGUGAGAGGUUCUGUAAAUUAUGUUGCAUAGAUUGAACAAUCUUGUCUUUUACAGAGAUUGUAAACGCCUCAAUCGCUAAUUUUCUUCCCCUUCCCAUUCCCCACCCCCCCCCCCCACCCCCCCACACACAAACGAUAUAAAAGCCUGAAUACAUAUCUUUCUUUUC